AUGAAGACUGCACUUGUUCUUACUCCUUUCUUUAUUCUCUUUGGCUUCAGUGCUGCUACAGAUUUUAACUUAAUCUCACCGUGGGGAGAAACCAAAUGGGAGUCUGGCCAGGAUGUAUCAAUAGUAUGGGGGGUUUUGACAAAAGGUGCCGAAGCAUCUGCGCCUGAUGUUAAAACAUGCAAUCUAGAUCUUAUGCAAGGUAACUUCGACAAUGCCAACUUAGUUGCCCAUAUUGGUAGCAAUCUCGAUGUGAAUAUGGGUAAAUACUUGUGGAAGAAAGUUCCCGAUUACCCAUCUGGCUCGGAUUACUUUGUCCGUGUUGGUAAUCCUUCCUGGUGGAGAUAUGGUCAUGCUUUCACUUUCAAUGGCAAGGGUACCGUAAAAUCAUUGGCACAACCUGCAUUCAAUGAAAGUCACGGCGCUGCCACAUCAUCCAAACCGACUUCAGCUUCUGAUCCACAAAAAUCAGCUGCCACCACCACCAUCAACACCGCUUUGUUUGCUAUUGCAUUGACUUUUGUCUCUGCUUUGUUCAACCUUUAA
Messenger RNA from Ambispora gerdemannii, 543 nucleotides. The record is from the annotation of a GenBank genome assembly. Lineage: Eukaryota; Fungi; Glomeromycota; Glomeromycetes; Archaeosporales; Ambisporaceae.